AUGCUUGACAUCCGCGCAGAACGGAAGAGCUGGAACUUGAAACCGGCCUUUGGAGCGGUCGGCUCAGGGAGAUACGAGGCACUAGGAGGGGAGCAAUCUAAGUGUGCAUGCCCUGGCAAGGUCAGCAGCAAAGUCGAGAGUCAAAUCCCUGUACCCGUGAAGGGGGGACAGAAGGGAAACGAGAAUACACUCUCCCAGGGCUCCGUAAGGAUUGUGGCUCUGUUUUUAGUGGCAAUCGUGCAGCGAGGCAACGUGGCAGACAGGAUCAACUUACCAGAUUGGACCUUGUCGCCGUUUGAAUCAUGCCCUGAGGCGGCUAAGAUUGUGAUCCUGGCUGGGGUCUUCGUGUGA
Molecule: messenger RNA, 351 nt
Organism: Microsporum canis CBS 113480
Lineage: Eukaryota; Fungi; Ascomycota; Eurotiomycetes; Onygenales; Arthrodermataceae
Exons: 4
Coding region: 1-351 (116 amino acids)
Source: RefSeq, a predicted model, not a curated record